AUGAAGCUGACCGACAUCCUAAGUGGUCCCACUCCGCCGACCGCCUCUGUUAAACCCGUUCACUUCAAGGACACCGGCAUAGAUGACAAAUGGGCGGUGGUGAUUGAGGACUUGCUAACGCCCACCGAAUGCGAAGACUUGCGUUCUCUUGUCGAGCCUCUAGACGGCGAACCCUGGCCCGCAGCCACACUCACGGCUUACAGUGGCUUGGCGGUCCAUCAACAAGAGACCAGGCGCUGUGGCCGAAUCAUCUUCAGCUCGCCUGUUGUAGCUGAAGCCCUGCUAGCACGGAUCAUGCCCUUUUUGCCUGAGAAUAUCACGACCCUGUGGAACGCAAUGGAUAUCACGGGGGCCAUCCCAGCAGUCAGAAAAGAGAGGUGGCAGAUCUCUAACUUGAGUGAAGAUCUCAGAUUCUUGAAAUAUGAGGCUGGCGACUAUUUCAAACCCCAUUGCGACGCGGUAACCUCGAUUGGCGGGAAGAGAAGUUUUCUGACUGUACACCUGUAUCUGAAUCACGAAGGGUUGGAAGGGGGUGCCACGAGUUUUAUGUUGGACUACAAGGACCCCGAGAACAACUAUGUGAAGGUCGAUCCCAAGGCGGGCAGUGUGCUGGUAUUCCAGCAGAGAGAUUUAUACCAUGAGGGAUCCCUGGUUACGAAGGGAACCAAGUAUACCGUGAGGACGGACGUGUUGUACGAGAAAGUCUGA
Neoarthrinium moseri is the source of this 708-nucleotide messenger RNA. RefSeq lists its product as uncharacterized. Gene Ontology annotation, molecular function: procollagen-proline 4-dioxygenase activity; iron ion binding; L-ascorbic acid binding. Bases 1 to 708 code for a protein of 235 amino acids. Gene Ontology annotation, biological process: peptidyl-proline hydroxylation to 4-hydroxy-L-proline. The transcript has a single exon. Lineage: Eukaryota; Fungi; Ascomycota; Sordariomycetes; Amphisphaeriales; Apiosporaceae. The record is from RefSeq and is a predicted model, not a curated record. Gene Ontology annotation, cellular component: endoplasmic reticulum.